AUGACCCACUCGUGCUGCUCCCCAUGCUGCCAGCCCACCUGCUGUCAGCCCAUUUGCUGUAGGACCACUUGCUGUGAGUCCAGCUGCUGCAAGCCCUGCUGCCCCCCAGCUUGCUGUCAAACCACCUGUUGCAGGACCACCUGCUGCAGACCUACUUGUGUGACCUCCUGCUGCCAGCCCACCUGUUGCAGCAAACCCUGCUGUCAGCCCACCUGCUGUGAGACCAUCUGCUGCCAGCCCUCCUGCCCCCCAACUUGCUAUCAAACUAGUGAAACCACCUGCUGUAGGACCACCUGCUGCAAGCCUACUUGUGUGACCACCUGCUGCCAGCCCACCUGCUGUGGGUCCAGCAGCUGUGGACAAACCUUCAGUGGGUCCAGCUGCGGCCAGCCUUGCUGUCAGCCAGCUUGCUGUGCUCCUGUCUGCUGCCAGCCUUGCUGUCGCCCUGCCUGCUGUCAGACCACCUGCUGCAGGACCACCUGCCUCAAGCCUACGUGUGUGACCACCUGCUGUCAGCCCACCUGCUGUGAGCCCAGCUGCUGCCGGCCUUGCUGUCGCCCUGCCUGCUGUCAGACCACCUGCUGCAGGACCACCUGCCUCAAGCCUACUUGUGUGACCACCUGCUGUCAGCCCACCUGUGGUGGGUCCAGCUGCUGCCGGCCUUGCUGUCUCCCUGCCUGCUGUCAGACCACCUGCUGCAGGACCACCUGCUGCAAGCCCACCUGUCCUUGCUGCCAGCCAGCUUGCUGUGCACCCGUGUACUGCCAUAGAACCUGCUACCACCCCACAUGCUGCUGCCUGCCUGGGUGCCAAGACCAGAGCUGUGGAUCCAGCUGCUGCCAGCCUUGCAGCCGCCCUGUCUGCUGUCAGACCACCUGCUGCAGGACCACCUGCUGCCGCCCUAGCUGUGUGUCCAGCUGCUGCCAGCCUUCCUGCUGCUGA
Messenger RNA from Rangifer tarandus platyrhynchus (Svalbard reindeer), 942 nucleotides. The record is from the annotation of a GenBank genome assembly. Lineage: Eukaryota; Metazoa; Chordata; Mammalia; Artiodactyla; Cervidae.